CAUGACUUUACUCCGAGCCUUCGUCCUUUCGUCAACGUGAUGCGUCCCUCAGCCCAACUCAAUUGAAAACACAAACACUCUCAUUAGAUCGCGCGUAUACUUUGUGCACCGCAAGCUCUCUUCUCAUUGCUGCAGCCGCAUCUCGGCGAUACAGCCACUGCUCACGACCUUCUGGGUGAGGUGUGAGCCGAAGAGCUUCAUCCGGCCGAGCUCCGAGUCCGAGCUCUCUCACAAAGGCAUCAUGGCGUCGGCGUCGACAGCAGCCGCAAAGAAGCUCGUCGUGUGCGGGGGCAGUGGCUUCCUCGGCUCCCGCAUCUGCAAAUACGCCGUCGCGCGUGGCUGGGACGUGACGUCCAUCAGCCGCUCAGGAGAGCCCAAAUGGGAGAACGUCACCGACUCGGCCGACACGCCCCCGUGGUCCCACAAGGUCUCGUGGGAGCGCGCCGACAUCCUCCGACCCGUCACCUACGCACCGCUGCUCAAAGGCGCCGACUACGUCGUCCAUAGCAUGGGCAUCCUCCUUGAGGCCGACUACAAGGGCAUCGUCUCCGGCAAGGACUCGCCUAUUGCCGGCCUGCAAAAGAUCUUUGCCUCACCCGCCACCCGCCCGCGCGGCGUCAACCCUCUUGACAAGAAGCUCGGCGAGGACAUCAAGCCCGAGGACCCUAACCUACAGUUCUCCUACGAGGUCAUGAACCGCGACAGCGCCGUCGCCCUCGCGAGGCACGCCUCCGACGAGGGCACGGGCGCCUUCUGCUACAUCUCGGCAUGCGGCGGCGCGCCCAUCAUGCCCCCGAGAUACAUAUCCACCAAGCGCGAGGCGGAGAGCGCAAUCGCCACCAACUUUCCGCGGAUGCGCAACGUCUUCUUCAGACCGCCUUUCAUGUACGACGGCUCGCGAAAGUUCACCAUUGGCAUGGCUGCCAUGGCUGGCGCGGGCACGAUAUUCAACAACCUGACAGGCAAGUACCUGAACAACUUCAUGGGUGCGGCCGGCACGAAGCCCCUCAAGGUCGAGGUGGUGGCCGAGGCCGUUGUCGAGGCGCUCAGCGACGACAAGGUGCAGGGCCCCGUAGAGGUGCCGGAGAUUGAGGAGCUCGCCACCAAAGCAUGGAGGAAAGGCAUGCUGUGAUAACUUGUAUACCGACCCAAAAAAGCGCUAAAAUGUACAAUCCACGCCAAGACAACAGCCGCUCGCCUCUAUGGACCUUUCCAG
Molecule: messenger RNA, 1216 nt
Organism: Purpureocillium takamizusanense
Lineage: Eukaryota; Fungi; Ascomycota; Sordariomycetes; Hypocreales; Ophiocordycipitaceae
Exons: 2
Coding region: 242-1132 (296 amino acids)
Cellular component (GO): mitochondrion
Molecular function (GO): protein-containing complex binding
Source: RefSeq, a predicted model, not a curated record